Messenger RNA from Linum tenue, 3225 nucleotides. The record is from the annotation of a GenBank genome assembly. Lineage: Eukaryota; Viridiplantae; Streptophyta; Magnoliopsida; Malpighiales; Linaceae.
GAGCUGAGAGACCGACGCGAGGUUUUCAUGAGAGAGAAAUGGUAUUUUCGAAUCGCUUUGCUCACUCGUCGGAGAAGCUAGGGUUAGCUCGUUGCUAGAGAGUUCGAUUUCCGAAAUGGCGAGCGGGAGAGGGAGAGCGGAAGAGCGCGGUGGUGACGACGGCGGCGACGGGAGCGAUGAGGAAGAUCUGAAGUGGCGCCGCGUCAGGCGGAGGACGGAAUCGAGUGACGACGACGACGACGGUGAGGUCCGUGAAGAUAAUGACGAUCCGAGCGUGAGUUCCGCGGGUGCUGAGUUCGGCGACGAUUCGGACGGUCUGGGAGCAGCGCCGGAGCCGGAGGAUGAGGCAUCGCCGUACUGCUUCGACGAGCUUGACGUUGGAGACGGAGAAGACGAAGACGAAGGAGAAGGAGCGAAUCGGACUGUAGAGUUUGCAGCAAUGGCCGCGGAGAGACAGAUGAGCAGUGAAGGAGAGGAGGACAAGGAGCAGAGCGAGAGAGAUCAGAAGGAGAGAGAAGCCGUUGCAGUUCCUAGGAGUGGCGCGUUCUUUAUGCACGACGAUCGAACUAGUCGUCGAGGUCGAGGCCGGCAAAACUAUGGGUUCAGAAGAUUGAUUGAACUCCACGACGAAGGAAAAUGGCAGCAUGAUAAGUUCGAACAAAUACAGGAAUGUGAUGACAAGAAGAAACCAUCAAGAAUUGUGAGAGGGAGAGGGCCCAUAAAGUAUCCGUUGGCCAGACGCUACAGUAGAUAUCCACCGAAGGAGAAUGGGAAAGCUUGGAUGUCUCGGGAAACAAGAUCAAAUUCAGGGAGGGCGUUAGCAGAGGCUUCAAGUCAAGUUGGUUCAUCUGCAUUGAAGAAGGAAGUGUCUGCAUCUUAUGUGAAUUGUGCAGCACGCAUGGAUAAUCCUACAAUAUCUACUUUCAGUCAUGCCAUCUCCUCGUUAACUAAAAGAGAUGUGCAGAAAAGAAAUACUGAAGGAGACUCGCCGAAAUCUGUCCUGUCAAAGACUGAUCCAUCCAUGGAAACUGCCUUUGCAUCUCGACUUGUGAGGGGUUUGGGUGAUUCUACUGGGAGGGACCAGCGUCCUAGCAAUGAGUUGAUCAGGGAAAAUAAUCUUGAAUCCGUUCAGUGGCAGGGUCAGGGAACUGGUUUGCCAUUUUCACCGCAGCAUACCUAUCAGCAUCCUGCUACUAGCCCAAAUGGAGGUGCUCUGAUGAUAAACAACCAUGUUCUGCCACAAACAUCAUUCAACAACUCAUUUCCACCAUACUUCGGAGGUUGUAGUCCGGAGUAUACACUUUUUGGAUCACCAUCUAGAGCUCUUCUACCGAGUGCAUCAGAAAUUGGGACAUUGUUGGUAUCUGCUGGAUUAAACACCGAGUUGAUCCAUCCAGCUGCUGACCGUCAACUAGCUUUUCUGCCUCUGCAGCCAGUAAUGACCUGGGCAAAUAGUCCUCAAUCUCUUCAAUGGAAUUUGUCUCCUUCAUCACAGCAUGUUUAUCAGUAUACGGGUUCUAACCAAAAUGGAGGUGCUCUGAUGAUGAACAACCUUGUUAUACCACAAACACCUUUCGGCAACUCAUUUCAACCCCAGUUCCAUGGUUAUGGUCAGCAUUUGUAUUCUCCUUCUGGAUCAUCUAGUGUAUUCGAUAACUCAGAAAUGGCAAUGGCUUGGAGAGUAAGUGCUGCAGAUGGAAGCUAUGGAAGAACUUAUUCUGGACUUGAUACUCAUACCAAUCAGAACUUUACAACCACUGAGAAUCUCAUCCCUGUAAACCAAGUUACGAGCCAGCAUCAUGGUGAGCUUGGGGAAAUUGGAAUAUCUAACCUACCUGCAUAUUUUGCUGCUGAACAGAAUUUCGGGAGCUCUGCUUCUGGUUUGGCAUGGCCGCAAGUCUGGCCAGCCAAUGCUGGAAGUGUAAGCUCUGCCUAUCCUUCUUCUACCCAUCCCACACCCACAACCAGUGCAAACCGCUGUGCCAAGCCAACAGAACCGGAGUCUUGUCUCACCAUUACUGGGUCCGUGACCACACAAUUUGUAAAUUUUCAUGAGGGUAGCAACCCUGUGGAUGGAUCUGAAAUGCCAAAUACAUCACGUGGAGAAGGAGGCAACAAGCUUCAGAGGCAAGUCAACCAUUAUAGUCUGCUUCAAGUACGGAUUUAUCUAGACCCCUCAAAUCUCUGUACUGCUUCCUCAGGAAACUUGCUGGUGAUCAUCGCAACUCGAAUGGUUCGACAUUGCUUGACUCUUCAUACAACUAGAUUACCGAAGAGGAAAUUCACAUUUUUUGUAGCUAUAGAGAGCGGAAUUUUGUCUUUCGGGCUCGUGCAGAUACCCACACAGACUCUUUUGAAACAUUGGAGGAGAAGAAGGUACAGGUAAAUUGGCUCCCCCUAUUCCCACAAAGGAAUUUUUAGUAGGCUUCGAGCUCUGUUUUUUCCCCACAGAAAGCAGGGGAAGAGAAGCAGUACACAACUAUACAUCCAUGGGGAAGCUGAUGGGAUUUGGGAAGGUGUUCGACCGACUCUGCCUGUCUCCAUCGCCGCCCAAUUCGAAUUCAUGCUUCUGCGCGAACUCCCUGGAAGCUCAUGACGAUGGUGAUGAUUACGGGGAAGUGUUUGAGCAGAAGGAGCCAUUGAUGAUGAUGGGGAGUACUAUUGAGAAGAGCAACAGAGUGGUGAGGCUCAAAGAUGUCGUCUCUGUUAACCCGAAUCAGACUCUGGCAUUUCAAAUCAAGCCCAAGAUGGUGGUUCUGAGGGUAUCUAUGCAUUGUGGUGGCUGCGCCAAGAAGGUUGAGAAGCAAGUUUCCAGGAUCGAGGGAGUGAGCUCAUACAGAGUGGACCUGGAGAGCAAGAGAGUGGUGGUGAUUGGAGACAUACUUCCUUCUGAAGUCUUGGCUACUGUCUCCAAGGUCAAGAAUGCUCAGCUUUGGAUUUAAUCUCCUCUUAAUCAUUCAUUAAUUAAUCUCCCCCGCCAUUCCCAUUUUGUUGUAAAUGUAUCCAGAAUCCCCAUUAUGUAAAAUUCAUCAAUUCUCUCGAUUGAAUGGAUUUUAUGAUAAUAAUCACGACUUUAUUGGAGAAUCGUUGUUAUGAACUCUUAACUGUCUAAUCUAAUACAACAGUAGUUUUCUAUCUCGUUUUGUAACGGAACCCCAUGCAUGUACAUAGUAUUCGGGUUUUCUACUAGGUUUGUCUGGCAUCUGCCACUUAAUUAACUUAUCG